AUGUGGGACUUGCCCAAUGACGUUCCGGCUGCGCCACGUCGUUCGUGCACUGCUGUCUGGUUUCAGCACAGAUGGCAUGCUCUUCACACUGAGCGCUUUCCUGGUCGAGACGUACUCAGUGUUGUGGCCGAGCGCUUCAGGACACCUGCAGAUCUACUUCGGUUGGAGGCUUCACUUUGUGUGUUUGGUUUCUCCUUCAGGGGUGAGACUUGCAGCUCUGUUGCCGUUGUACACGAGAGACAUGAGGGGGAUUCUGAAGAUAACGGUGAAUGGAGGCUUAUCUGUGAUCUCAGGCCUGUUGGCCUUUUGCCGGUUGUCGUUUGUGUCCCUGCGCAAGGGUUUGGCCUCUCGGAUCUGGGAAGACGCCUUGCAAUCCCACUAGAUCGUGCUCUGCGCUUUUCACUUCAUGAGAUCGGCGAUGCCUCUGAGGAAGGGGCCGCAUGCCUCCACACGAUUCUUGUUACUGCUUCUCCUUCCGAGACUGGAGGAGCAUUGCUGAUGCCUGACCGCUAUCAUCCCCGAGGUCCGCUCGCGGCCAUCUCCCAAGGGUCCUCCUUCUUCCAGGUUGGAGUCGCCUCAGGGCAAGCGCUUUUUGUGCACCGUCCUGCCCGACAGCCCAGGCUUAACAUUGCAUCGGAUUCUGAAACCAGCGAGCACAGUGCACAGAGCCAGGGCGGUUCGGUUCAGGUUCUAGUUCUUGCGGUUGAUUGGGUUGGCAAGCCUGUUGAGGUAGACCUGACCUUUCCCGAAUCGGAACAGGACCUUUUUGCAGCGGUUGCGGAGGAGCUGCCUCACAGCUUUGCUCUUCUCUAUCCGCACUUUGUUGCGGUGUGGCCACAGCCCUCUGUUGAGUGGGCAACGGUCCUAGCGCUUCCAGGCUGGACAGUGAGUGAAGAUAUCAUCAUUCUUGACAUGCGUCAAGUUGAUGGCAGACUGUUUCCGACAGCUUGUGCGCCUGUUCUCAUGCUGGGCAGUCUGUUUGAAAUUGCCGAUCUCGAUGAUGAUGGCACAUGGCAGGUCACGGCUUUUGGUAGAGCAGUUGAGAAUCGCGAUGAGUUGCUACACAUUGUCAGGCACGGCUGCGUGGUUUUCUCUCGGGUUGGGACACCUGCGCCUCACAAUGCUGACCUUGCCACUAUGCUGGCUUCUCCCUUCGGAUGGAAUGUAGAAGCCUCGGUGCCGCUUGGCCCUGGUGGUCGUCGCGGCAACUUCAUCUGUGCAGUGCUCGAAGCAGGUACGCGCCUGUACCGGGUUCAGCCGGCGCAAGAUCGUCACCAUCUCGAGGACAUUGCUGAAACCUACGGUCUUGCCCUUCAUUGGACGACCGCACAGGUAGUGCGUCCCGCGGUGCACAAUGCUUGUGUUAAAGGACACCGUUGUCGUGGCGUUGCUUUGAUCUCCGGUGCUUUUCCCAGUGUACCGGUGCCGCCGGCGCCCUUCCGGCCGGGGGACUUCCCGAUUGCUCUCGACUGCAGGCCAAUCUUGCAAGGGUGGCAAAUUUUCUUGGUCUUUGACUUUCGUUGCUCUCACGCUGAGAUUGCUCAGCACUACUCUGUGCUGGCGCCACCGGACUUUCAUGCACAAAUCGAUGGUGUAGGCCUGGAUGGCGAUAGGCUUCAGGUUCAGAGGGGCAGCGUGCUCACUGUUUCUUGGGUUCCGAUUUCGCCAGACCAGCAAUUGCCUUCUGAAAGUGAAGCGGCUUUUGAGCCUGUGUGUGAGAUGGCCUCUCCGGGCUCGCCUUCGUCUGUGCGUUGGCACGCCAGCCGCUCCAUUGCUUCGGGGGCGGAAGCGUCAGCCGCUCGCAGUGUACGCAGUCGAUCCCCGCAUCGGACGCGGCUCGCAAAGGCCUUCGCCGCCAUUUGCUUUUCUCAGCAGCCUCUCCUUUCGGCAACAGCUGUGGUUGCGCGUGCUCCUGACUCCGAGACACCAGGAGCUGCUCCUCACUACGCGUUGGAGGAAGCACAGAUACACGCACGGGUUGCGCGUGGGCGGGAUCCUCUGCAGCGCCCCCCUCCCAACGUCUUGCGUGAGGCUCCUGUCUUCCUGCCGGAUCCAGAAAUAGUUCUCGAGUGGCCCGGGCUCCUCACUGACAUCCCUUUUCUUGUCUUUGCACAGGAGUGUUGGCCACAGCGUGUGACUAUCCGGGGCCACGCCUCUAUCCUUGCAGCCAUUGACAUUGCGCCUCACACGAACAUCAUUGUGUAUGUUCGAGACUCGCCUUGGGCGCUUGAGGAUGGUCUGCCUUGCUUCCUUGAGCCUGGGGACCUCAUCUGUGUCGCUUGGCGGGGGCACCCAAUCCUUGUUGCCACCAACCUGACAGACAUGCUCAUGUCCGCUGAAGGUUGGAACCUUCAGGUUGAUCUGCCCGGGCAUUUUGACAGUGCGUUCUGGGUCCUGGCCAACGACGGGCCUUCCUCUUUUCACUUGGCGGCAGGGGAACGUUUUCCGCUGCGCACGAGGCUGGCAGAAUUUGCACAAAUUGCUGCUGAUGAGCUCAAAGUUUGUGUUGCGCAGCCACGUGUCUGGGAUCAUUGCUUCUGCGGGGUAUAUCAUCGUACUGUCAUCGCUGCAGUAUUGGGAUGCCCUCAACACUUUCCUCCUGAGCGACUCCUGGUCUUUCUUGACAUUCGACCAGUGUUGCAAGGCUUCGAGUGGGUCACUGCCGAUCACCCGGGCUUUCCUCUUGAGCCGUUUGUCCGGAGGUUUUCUGCACACUGCCCUCCGGGCUUUCUUGUGCAGGUGCGUGGUGGUGCGGUUGUACACACAGAUCUUGGUGCUCACCUCGCUGUACCUGAUGGCGGGGUACUGUCCGUGCACUUCGUGCCAGCUGCCUUCGACAGUAGCCGUUCCGGCUCUGGGUCAUCAACCUCCUCUGUGUCAUCCGGUUCUGGUGGUUUUGACUCGCCUGAUGCAGAUGCUGGGUCUGAACACGACGGUGCCUCCCCUGCUGUGUCUGCUGUUGGCGUUCAGACGACCGGUGGUCGUGCUCUCCAUGGUCGGCGCGCAUUGUCUCGCAGUCAUGCUGUCGCCAUCUUUGGAUUUGCGCUUAUCGGCAACGCCCUCUUUGGCAAUCGAGAGUGCAGAGGGCAGUGGAGCCCUCGGCCUUGCAUUUUGUCACGAGCAGAGGCAUCUCUAGGGUUUGCAGGUGGUUGGAGUGAUUCUUCUUCGGUUGCUGAUUUCAAUGUUGACGUAGGCCCAACACUUCUUGAAGAGAGCAUACAAGCAUGCAGUGCUUCAGCAACUCAUCCUUUCUUCCUAGCUUGCACCCUGCUUGAGGCACUGUGGGAACAUUCCGUCGAUAGGGGAGCCAAUUUUGACGGGUUUUCUAUUGAAACAGAGGAGUUGAGUGUCCUUGAUGCCACUGAUCCUGUUCAUGUUGCCCUGCCUGCUGCUGCCCCUCACGUGAUCCGACUCGAUGAGUUGGUUGCGGCAGCUCCUGAAGUUCCACACGGAACUGCAGAGCACUUCGAUCUCACUGAAGGUCAAUGCUUGUCCCCCUGUAGUGCUGAGCAUUUGCAGGUCCUCCAGCAUAAGAUUGAUCCUCGCAGCUUGGGUGGUGUUCCUCCUGGGGUUCCCAAGCCUUGGAGGUUCUGUGAUUGGGUCAAUGAGGGGGCUCUCGGCCGAGUGCCAGGGCCAGGCGAGAUUUUGAUCCUCACUGCUGAUGGUUCAUUUUGCCCCAGCACGGGAGCAGCAGGAUGGGCUGUGGUCCUCAGUGUUGCUGCUGUGGGUGAGUCGGGACCUGGACAAUUCGUCGGGUGUUUGUUCGGCGAGGUCUGCACUGAUGUGGUACAGGAGGCUUGUAGUGCCUUUGUUGCCGAAGUGACUGGUCUGCUCUGGGCUGGAGUUGUCGCUUUUCAGCAUCCUACGUUUGCGAACGUCGUUUUCCGUGCUGACAAUCAAGCCGCCUUGCACGGAGUCGGAGGCAGCCUUCAGAUGCCAGAUACGCCAUUGUGUCUUGCCGCUCGCAGCCUGCAUUUCUCCUUUGCGUUGCUGGAUCGCAACACGCCCACGUAUGCCCAUGUGAGGGGGCACACUGGAGAUUGCGCGAAUGAGUUAGCGGACGGGCUGGCUAAUCUCGGAUCUGCCGGGAGGCGGCGUGUGCUUCCCUUCGUCUUUGAUGUUUGCGACUGGCUCGCUGAUAAGGCCGCCAAGGCACGUUGGUUGCCUCAUGUGUGCUUGAGUGCUGUCCGCCCUGCUGCCCUGCCUCGGAUGCGAGGCGGCCUUCUUUCAUGGGCUUCCAAGCAAGAGCCGCCGCGGCUCACCCAGCAUCAAUUAAUGCGGCCUUUUACUCGGGCGCUCGGUGCUUCAAGUGGUGACACAGCGUCGGUCAGCUUUGCUUUUGCAUGUCGAUGCGCAUCCUUUAAUGCGCUAUCACUGCUUGAUCCUGCGCGCGAUGAGGGCCGCGGCGGCGGUCUCUAUGGAGCGGCGGGCCGGGUUGGGCUUCUCGCGAGCUCCCUCUCGGCAUGUCAGAUUUACAUUGCUGGGAUCCAAGAGACGCGCACUCCAGUUGGCAGCUGCGUUCAGCCCUCUUAUGCCAGGUACUGUAGUGGUUGCAAUGAGCGGAGAUGCUACGGAGUCGAGCUGUGGAUUGCUCGUGGCCACAAUUGGCCCUCGCACUCUUUCACAGUCAGCCAUGCGGAUCCGUGUCGCUUGAUUGGGCGUCUACAGUUUGCCGAAAUUUCUAUCAAUGUGCUUGUUGGACAUGGCCCCCACCGUGCCUUUGCUGAUCAGGUCAAGCGCGAUUGGUGGGCUGACACGCUUCGUCUGUGCCGUUCAGGCCUGCAUGGCAGCGACUGGCUCAUCCUUGUUGAUGGCAAUUGCCGUGUAGGGUCUGAGGUGUCCGCCUUUGUCGGGGAUUACCAAGCAGAUGUCGAAGAUGCUGUUUACACUGCUGGCUACCCAGCACAUUUGAACAAUGCAUGGAAGGGGAUGGCGGUACUUACAUGCAGACGCAAACAUGCGCACUUCAACGUUGUGACUUCGUUGGCCUUCCUGGAAGUUGGCGGAUCUGGCAAACUCGUGCCUUUGUGGACCCCAGUGCAAAAACAAGGAGCCCCAAAAAAGGCUCGUCGCAUUGAUCCGGUUGCCAUCAAGGACCCCCAGAACGCUGACAGGAUACGGGGCAUCCUGCGAGAUGCGCCUCACAUCGAUUGGGAGGCCAACGUGAAUGAUCACGCGGCUGUGCUCGUCGAAUACCUCUUCGGCGAGCUUUCUCGGGAAUUCCCUUUGGAACAACGACGCCUUCGGAAGUCUUUCCUUUCUGCAGAGGCUGGUACUCUGCAUGCAGCAGUGGCCAGACUGAGACAUGCCCUGCGGAACCGGACUGCUGCGCUUCGUCUCGCCCGGCUGAGGUGCGCCUUCCUUGCUUGGCAAGGAUGCCAAAGCUUUGUUGACCUCUUUUUCGGGGAAUGGGCCAGUCGAGUGCAGUUGAGUAUUUCUGCCCUGGCGUCUCGGCUUGCUGAUGCCGGACAAGCCCUCAAACGCCUGUGUCGAAGGGACAAGCGCCUGCAUGUUGAUGCUUUGGCAGAUCAGGUGCAGCAGGCACCGGCAGGAGAGGUUCAUGUAGCACUUCGCAGGCUGCUCAGGCCCAAGCGCUUCCGUCGUACUGGACACGACCCUCUCCCUAGACUCCGCAAAGUUGAGGGUGGAUUCUGCACUUCGCAGGCCGAGAUCAACCAGGAAUGGCGUUCGCAUUUUGCUGCCCUUGAAGGCGGACGUCCUGUCUCUGUUGAAGAGCUUGUCCAGUUCGGGGUUCAAGGUCAGGCGCAGGCGGAUCCUGUUGAGGUCUUGUGCUUCUCCGAGGUGCCAGAUUUGCCCUCUCUUGCAGUGCACUUCCGCUCUGUCUGCCCCAACAAGGCGUGGGGUCCGGACUGGAUUCCUCCCGCAUUGUGCAGGCUCUUCUCUUUUCAAAUGGCAGAGGUGUUUUACCCAGUGCUAUUGAAGACACUUGCCUAUACCGCAGAACCGGUCGGCAUGAAAGGCGGAACGCUCUACCGCAUCCCGAAGGCUGGCACGCCCGACCAGAGCGCACUGACGUCACAGAGGGCCAUUCUGGUUCAGUCCGUGCUUGAAAAGGUGCUCCACAAGGCAGUUCGCGGCAUCACAGUGUGCGAGUGGAACAAGCGAGCACCAGAUCUAAUGAUAGGGGGUCGCAAGGGCCAGAGCUACGUGUUCGGUUAUGUUUGUACUCGUGCCUUUCUCGAGUACACAAGGCGACGCUCCAUCCCGUCUGCUAUUCUUUUUACGGAUAUCAGCUCAGCCUACUACUCUGUGAUUCGCGAGCUGCUCACGGGUGGCAAGCUGGAGCAGGCCAACGUCCUUGAAAUCGCCGCAUCCCUGUCGCUCACCCCGGAGGACCUGCAGGUGUUACAGGCCCAUGUUGCAGAUGAGCCAGUUUUGUGUGGUGCCGACUCAGGCCCCCUCCUUGCUGCUCUAACCCACGAGCUUCACUCCGGGACUUGGUUCCUUAUGAACCAGGAUGUUGAGCUUGUACACACCAGGAGGGGCACGCGACCAGGCAGCAGCCUGGCGGACGUGCUAUACGGGCUGCUCUUCACUCGCGUCCUGCAAAGGCGCGGAGACUUUUCUCAUCAGGGCUGGAAGCCCCUGAUUCCCUGGAACGGACGCCGCGAUUUCCAGCCAUAUGACGGCCGUGCUGCGCAACAGACUCAGGUCGAGGUCCAAGACCUCGUAUAUGCAGACGACUUGGCAACCUGCAUUGUUGAGGACAAGUCGUCGCAACUUCCGGCUGCUGUGCGGGGCGUGGCUAGUGCCUCCAUUGACGUCCUUGCCGGACAUGGCCUUCGGGCCAAUGUGGGUCCUCGAAAGACAGCCGCUCUUCUGGCACCUGUCGGUGCGGGCUCGAAAGACGUUCGGCGCCAGGUCUUUUCGAUCAACGGAGGUCGUUUGCCCAUUAUACGAGAAAAUGGGCCUGGAGUGUGGCUUCAUGCCGUCUCGCACUACAAACAUUUGGGGUCGCGCCUUGCUUUUGACGGCAGCAUGGCUGCUGAGGUGCGUUCAAAGCUGCAAGCUGCAAGAGCCUGCUUCCACGAGGGUAAGCGAGAUGUGUUCUGCAGCCCUCGGAUAGAGUUGUCUCGUCGAGUUUCUCUGUUUCGGACGCAUGUUCUUACCUCGCUUUUCGCUGGAAGCGGCGGUUGGCCGUGCCUCUGCAAACGCGGAUGGGUCACCCUGGAAGCUGGUUUCUAUCGAAUGUUGAGGCAAAUGCUGCGCAUUCCACGGCAUGAGGAUCAGAAGUGGACCUAUGAGAGGAUCCUUGCAGCUGUAGGCCUUCCGUCCCUAGAAGGCUUCCUUGCUCUUGAGCGGCUUCGAUUCGCAGCGCAACUUGUUCGUGGAGGACCAGACGCAGUCUUUGCUCUGAUCCAACAGGCGCCGGGCUUUCUCCGAGCGAUUGGGCUGGCGGAGCAGUGGCUCUUGGAGGCCACGGCGGCUACUGGUAGCCCCGGGACUUUUGCUCAGUGUUGGCCUGCAUGGUGUGAGCUCAUGGGCUGCACGGGCCGCUGGAAUGGGCUCCUGAAGCGCGCUGAAGGUUGGCAUGUUCAGCGGAUUUGUGCGCUCUCAGCGUACCAAGACAUGCUCCGUGUUGUUUGGCAGCGCAUGCCCGAGCCAGUCGUUGACAGCUCGCAAGCCCAGCAUGCGUGUCUGAUGUGCCGAGUAGCCUUUAACGAUUGCCACGCUUGGUCCGCCCAUGCUUGUGCCACUCUCUUCUGCACUAACAUCCAGUAUCGCAGGCACUUGCAAGUGUCUUCAAUCUGCUGUCAAGCUCUUGAGAAGGAGUUCCCUGGACUGUUUGCAGUUGUGGAAGAGCAACACGGUCAUGAGCAGGGUCCCUCCAUUGAGGGCGUUGGAACUGCGCAUCUUCCGCCUUUGGCGGACGCGGUCUCGACGCCACUGCUCCGCACCCUUCAGGCUGGGCAGUGGACAGAGGCCGAGCAGAUCUUUGAAGCCGUGACUUCUGUCAUUGAGCCUUUGACGGUCUUGCGUAGCCGAUCUGUGGUGCACGGCAGUCUCCAAGGCGCCAAGGGCAAAGGAGGUCACUUCUUCUAA
This is a messenger RNA of Symbiodinium sp. CCMP2592, 8064 nucleotides long. Lineage: Eukaryota; Dinophyceae; Suessiales; Symbiodiniaceae. The record is from the annotation of a GenBank genome assembly.